UUGUUGUUUAGUAUUCUCUGUGCUCAGAUCCAUAAACAGACGCGUGCAUUCACUUGUGUCGAUUAGUGCGGGGGAUAUUUUGUUGUCGGACGAACGGGGCACUUAAUGACAAUUACAGAGCCAAGCAAAAACAAACACACACGCACACACAACCGCAAAUUCCAAAGCCAAGACGAAGGGAAAGCCAUAACAAUAAAGCAACGAAUAAAACGAAACAACAUUCAAUAGACAUCACUAGCAGCAGCAGCUACUGCCGAGAACAGCUGUUUUGGUGGUGUGGCAGACAAACGUCAAUUAGCUCGGCUCGAGAACAGACAAGGAAGGUAACAACACAUCAACACCAUGAACAACUUGUCGGAUACACCAGUUCCUGAUCCUGGCUCCAAUGCGGAUAAAAAAGAAUCGAAACAAUCAAGUGCUUUAAAGAAAACCAGUCGAUAUCGUAGUCGUUCAUUGUCGGCUUCAUCCACCGACUCAUUUUCAUCUGCCUCUUAUACGGGCAGCAGCUCGGAUGAUGGUGAUGAUGUACCACCACGAGAGAAGGUGCAAAAGAAUUCCAAAGGUGGUUCUGAUUUCUGUGUACGUAACAUAAAUCAGAAUGCGUUUGGUCGAAGGGAAAUCGAGAUAGCCGAACAAGAAAUGCCCGGCAUAAUGGCUCUCAGGAAAAGAGCAGCCGAUGACAAACCACUUAAGGAUGCAAAAAUAGUGGGUUGUACCCACAUAAAUGCCCAAACAGCGGUCUUAAUAGAAACACUUAUCGACUUGGGUGCAUCUGUGCGUUGGGCAGCGUGUAACAUAUAUUCCACACAGAAUGAAGUUGCUGCUGCUUUGGCAGAGGCGAACAUUCCCAUAUUUGCCUGGCGUGGCGAAACCGAAGAAGAUUUUUGGUGGUGCAUUGACCGUUGCGUCAAUGCCGAAAAUUGGCAGCCGAAUAUGAUUCUGGAUGAUGGAGGCGAUGCCACCCAUUUAAUGCUUAAGAAAUAUCCGACAAUGUUUAAAUUGGUAAAGGGUAUUGUGGAGGAGAGUGUAACUGGUGUUCACCGUCUAUACCAAUUAUCGAAGGCGGGUAAAUUAACUGUGCCCGCAAUGAAUGUCAACGACUCCGUGACGAAAACAAAAUUCGAUAAUUUGUACAGUUGCAAAGAGUCCAUAUUGGACAGUUUGAAGCGUUCAACUGAUGUCAUGUUUGGUGGCAAGCAAGUCGUCGUCUGUGGCUAUGGAGAUGUGGGCAAAGGUUGUGCCCAAGCCUUGAAGGGUCAAGGUUGUAUUGUUUACAUAACGGAAAUCGAUCCUAUCUGUGCCCUUCAAGCCAGCAUGGAUGGUUUUCGUGUGGUCAAAUUAAAUGAGGUAAUACGCAAUGUAGACAUUGUGGUCACGGCCACCGGCAAUAAGAAUGUGGUGGUGCGCGAGCACAUGGAUAAAAUGAAGAACGGAUGUAUUGUGUGCAAUAUGGGCCAUUCCAAUACCGAAAUCGAUGUAAAUAGCUUACGUACGCCCGAUUUGACUUGGGAAAAGGUGCGCUCUCAAGUCGAUCACAUUAUUUGGCCCGAAAGUAAAUACAUAAUUCUACUAGCCGAAGGUCGUCUGGUCAAUCUGUCAUGUUCGAGCAUACCUUCAUUUGCUGUGUCAAUUACAUCUGCCACUCAAGCCUUAGCACUUAUUGAACUAUUCAACGCCCCACCCGGUCGAUACAAGUCCGACGUCUAUUUGUUGCCCAAGAAGAUGGACGAAUAUGUAGCAAGUUUACACUUGCCCACCUUUGAUGCCCACUUAACGGAGCUUUCUGACGAGCAGGCCAAAUACAUGGGCCUCAACAAGGCCGGCCCAUUCAAACCCAAUUACUAUCGCUAUUAAUGACAACUACAACAAUUGUCGUGUGGUGUGAUAUGCAUGCGGAAAGACAUGCAAACGGCACGUUACAAAUGUAAAACAAAACAAAUAAAAACAAAAGGAGAAAAAUAGUUUAUUACCACUAUUGAAGAAAAAAAAAAACAAAAACACUAUAAGACAAUGAAGUUAAACAAGCAGCAAACCUACUGAUGAUGAUGAUGAUGAAAUCAACAACAUUGUAAGAAUGUAAUUAUAAUUUUUAAACCUAUCGCAAGCAGCACAAUUGUUGCCGAUAAACACAAGUACUUUAUACAUAGAUAAAAUGGGGGUUUGUGCUGAUGAAGUACACUUCAUUAUUUUCUAGAAUCCAUUUGGAAAAGAAUAGUCAUCGAAUUUUAUAAGAAAAAAAAAGCCAUAAGGUUCAGUGUGUACUUAACAAGGAAGUAUCAGCAAAACAGUGUAUUAAUAUUCGUUUCUCCUGACUCACUACUCACUACAUUGGGGUCGAACACAUUUCAGAUAUCACACCUUUUCGUUUCUCAGUAAUGUUUAGUACUUACUAUCCAUUCACAUGUUGGUAUUUCUGCACUCGUUUACAUUUGCCUCAAAAUAUUUAAAGGAAACCACCAGAGCAAUGUUGUAUAUGGGGAUUUUAUUUUCGGUCAACUGAUUUUCCCUUGUUCAGUGUACCCUGAUUAGGCCUUAACAAGCGUUGACGAAUAUUUCAAGUGAUACCCAGUAUACCACCUCCAAAUGAUUUCAAUUUUAUGCAAAAAUACAACGUGUUUUUAAUUUCAUAGCCUUUGCUUUGAGACUUAACAGAAUUUGCAAGAGAUGAAAACAGUUGGACAAUACAGGAAUAUAAUUUAUUUAUAUUAAAAAAACGAAAUAGGUACAUUGGCAGGCACUAUACACCACACACACACCACACUCAUUAACCACUUGUGAUGAAGUCCAACACGGUGCCUGUGUUUGGCUUUAUAUAUUUUUUUUACAAUAGUAUUGAAUAUAUUUUCCUUAGGUAUAAGUAUAAAAAAACAGCUUUUUCCAAGCUCUUAUACUACUCGCUAUUGGUUUCGUACUUAAAUAUGUAUUUCAUCUUCCACACCAACCUAUCGGCCUGUUAUUAUGAGUCGCUUUACACAAAGCAAGAGUCUAAAUUCACAUUCAACUUUAUAAAAGACAGUUUUAGGAGAGGAUGCUAACAGAACAUACAUUUUAAAUCAUUUAAUGUUACUUCUUAUUAGCCAAAUUAGUUGUAUGCAUGUUUCGUUUUUUUUUGCUUUACUGUACUGGAUUUUUUGCUUGCAGUCUAUACUACAGUUGGAUCGAUGACGUAAAAUGAAGGAAAAGAGCCCAUUGGGCCUGCUUGCCGCUGCUUUCAAUUUUUUUUUUCGAAGAAAACCACUGAAUUAAGCUUAAGCUUAAGCUGCUAUCAAACGACAGGUAGUUUACACAUGAACUUUCCACAUGUACCGAAUGAAGAACAGCAGUUAACAGCCGAUGCAUAAAAAUAUGCAAGCAACACAUUCUGGGCGGUAUUAAUUUAACGAAAAGUAACAGCACCGGAGGCCAUCGUAGCGCAGAGGUUAUCAUGUCCGCCAAUGACGCUGACGUUCGAAUUGUGGUGAGAACAUCAGAAAAAAUCUUCAUCGGAGGUUAUCCCCUGGUGGUUAUAGUGGUCUCCCCAAAAAACUUUCGCACUGCAGUACGGUACGUUCGGACUCGGCAAAAACAAGAAGGUCCUUAUGACUUAGCCAAACCCUGAAUCGGAGAGAACUCAUUGAUAUGUGAGAUGUUUGCCCCUGUUCCUUUAUAGAACGUUCAUGGGUAAAUUUGCAACUACAACAAUGCACUCUGCAGAAGUUUAGGAACCGUAUAUGUCUUUGUCUGUUGUAGCCACAUCUCCAUGUGGAGGUAGCGAUCCUCAUCAAGCCUCUAAAGGUGGGCAAGCUCGUUCAGUCCAUAGCUGCGGGAACACCUUGUCAUAUUGAGCAACACAGGCAUUCAAUAUUUAAGCAAGACCCGUUGCCGCCCGGCCACCUGAAACACUCCGCUUGAUACCACAGAAUGUUCGUAACUCGAAUUUCAGAUACUCCGUACAGAGCAUUCCACUAUUCACAACUAGUGGAGGCGCUUCCAACCAAGCUUUGCAAUGAUAGCAAUGAACACCACACAAAGUACCAGCCUCUGUUGUUGUAGCCGUUUCCGUAUGUGGAUGUAGCGAAUGUCGUCAAGCUCCAAGGUGAAUAAGCUGUUUCUGGUCCAUGGUAACGAUCAGCUCGGGUACGUCAUGGUCAUUGGUUAAUUAAAGGCGCCAAUAACUUUCCUCAUCAUAUCGAGUAUCAUGGACACUCAGUAUUUAGGCAAGAGCUGGUGCCCCUGACUUCUCACUGAGACUCUCCACUCAAUAUCGCUGAUUAUCUGCGAUUGAAAUUGCAGCUACUCCGUAUACGAAUCAUCCAACUAUCCGCAACCUGUGGACGACCACGGUGUGUGGUGGUCAUAUAUUUACCUUGCCGGCGAUAACUACGACGCGGAUAUUCUCCACCAACGCAUUUUAGUACAUAAAUGUCUUUCGAUCUUUCUCACAGACACUGCAAGCACUAUCUGGUCUGUAUCCUUUCUUUGGAACCAUUUAACAAAACACGAGUAGUUUCAGUGUCUUGUAUAUAGUGUAAUUCCAUGGCUAACUGUUUCCAUAUCCAAACUUCGUUUAGUAUUGAACGGUUUGGUCCUUUUCUAUCCUAACUGAGGAACAUCAUCUAUCUUUGGUCUUUUCCAGGAUUUGGCCCAGUGCUAAUAUCUGCUCUACGUACGUACUGGAUUGACCCGAUGGAUUCCCUAAUCGGCAAGGGCUGCUGCCUCAGUGCACAACACACUGCUACAAAAACAACAACAACGUCGACAGCUGUGAAAAAUUAGUUUCACAUCUCAUGUUGUUGUAGCCAUAUUUUCACAUGGAGGUGGCGAUCCUCGCCAAACUCCUUUAGGUGAGCAAGCUCGUUCCGGUCCAAAGGACCGAUUGCUGCAGAAACAGGAUGGCCACUGGUUAUUUAAAGGCGCCAUUAACUCGCCUUGUCAUAUCGAGCAUCAUAGACACUCAGUAUUUGUGCAAGAGCCGGUGCCGCACACUAUUUGUUUUUGUUUCUUUAAUUUACUUUAAUUGGCUAUGACAGAACAUUUGUCCCAUUAGCCGAACGUAGAAUAUCGUUCCAAGGGCCUCGAUUCUUAAAUCUCUGACACCAAGUUUCGAGGUGUCUCACACCACUUAAUCUUUCCAGCGGGCUUUUGGUCGUCCCGGUUUGCGUGUACCCCGCGAUUGCGUUCAAAAGACUUCUUUGAUUGAGCUUCUUCAUCCAUUUUGACAAUAUGAUGUCUUUUAAUGUCUGCAGGAAGAUGUGGCCGUAUCAAAGCCAUCGGUUUAAGGUUGGAAUAAUUUCCGGACUAGGAGGUGGUGGUGAUUUCAAACCGGCCUAUCCCACUAUGGACAUACACCUAAGUCAAGGAUCGCCAUGUUGCGCGCACGAAUUACUUUAAAGUCACCUCGAAAAUCAGGAAUUCCGUGCUGCUCAU
Stomoxys calcitrans (stable fly) is the source of this 5406-nucleotide messenger RNA. RefSeq names its product adenosylhomocysteinase-like 1 (gene AhcyL1). Gene Ontology annotation, cellular component: cytosol. Lineage: Eukaryota; Metazoa; Arthropoda; Insecta; Diptera; Muscidae. Bases 343 to 1854 code for a protein of 503 amino acids. The transcript is spliced from 3 exons. The record is from RefSeq and is a predicted model, not a curated record. Gene Ontology annotation, biological process: L-methionine cycle.